Molecule: messenger RNA, 1560 nt
Organism: Penicillium nucicola
Lineage: Eukaryota; Fungi; Ascomycota; Eurotiomycetes; Eurotiales; Aspergillaceae
Product: MFS transporter
Exons: 4
Coding region: 1-1560 (519 amino acids)
Biological process (GO): transmembrane transport
Molecular function (GO): transmembrane transporter activity
Source: RefSeq, a predicted model, not a curated record
AUGGAGUCUUAUUUCCAGUAUAAGCGGAUCCAACGCGCGGUCAGGAACCAGCUCAACGCCAAACCGCAUUCCGAUGACGAUGGGAACAGGAGUGCGAAUUCUCAGCGCGAUGAGAAACAAAUACCAACUACUCCCGAAGGAGCGGAAACCCUUAAAGAUGCGAUCAUCCUUGUGAGCUGGGAGGGCAAGGACGAUCCCCUGAAUCCAGCAAACUAUAGCGUGCCGCGGAAACUGUUCAUGACCAUAUUAGUGUCCUUGAUUUCACUUGUGGUCACGGCAGCAUCGGCCAUUGAUGCUUGCGGUGUUCAACAGUAUAGUCAAUACUAUCACGUCUCCGAGGUUGUGGGGUCUCUCGCUACCGGUUUAUUCUUGAUCGGCUUUGGAGUCGGCUCUCUCCUAUCAGGACCAUUCUCGGAAACAUUCGGGCGCAACGCGGUGUACCUGAUUACCAUGCUGGUCUUUUUGAUCUUCGUCAUGGCCGCUGGUCUGGCUCCAAACCUCCACAGUCAUCUUGUCUUCCGGUUCUUUGCCGGCUUCUUUGGUUCGACGCCGCUCAGCUGUGCCGGUGGGACCGUCGCCGACUUGUGGAAUCCAGUACAAAAGGCUUACGCCUUUCCCGUAUAUGCCAUUCCGGCGUUUUCAGGACCGAUGUUGGGUCAGAUUAUAGGCAGUUUUGUUCCCACUACACUAGGAUGGCGCUGGUUGGAAUGGCUGAUGCUGAUCUUGGGCGGGGUGAUCCUGAUCCUGGUGGUUUCAAUGCAACCGGAGACAUACGGGAAUCUUCUGUUGCAUUGGAAGGCUUCGAUUCUUCGCCAGGAGACUGGUGAUCCGAGAUAUCGGGCCCCGAUGGAGAUGAGGAGUGAGAGUCUUGGGCGUCGGUUGUUGAUUGCGAUCUAUAGACCGUUCCUCUGGAGCUAUACGGAGUCGAUCAUCAUGCUGAUGUCGUUUUACCUCACCGUCAUCUAUAUCGUUCUCUAUACCUUCUUGGAGGGGUAUUCCUAUGUUUUUAGUCAGCCUUAUGGGUUAUCCCUUGGUUUGACGAACUUGUCGUGGGCUGGGAUGCUUGUUGGCAUUAUUCUCACUACUGGUACCGUGCCAGUGGUUUACUCUUGGACUGCGAAAGAGUAUCAAAAGACGGGUCGCAUUCUUCCCGAGACACGUCUGUGGUAUGCAAUGCUCGGGGGUGCACCAGCAGUGCCUAUUAGUUUAUUCUGGAUGGGUUGGACCUGCUAUUCCUCCGUUUCCCUCUGGUCCCCGCUCGUCGCAUCAGCCCUCUUCGGAUAUGGGAUCAUGGCCAUCUUUAUCGUCGCCAAUAUGUACAUCAUUGAUACGUACAAUAUCUACUCCGCUUCGGCGCUGGGCUUCCUCGUUUUCACGAGAUACGUCGUGGCCGGUGGAAUGACCAUCGCUGGUGGUCCAAUCUACGAGGCCAUCGGCCCUCACUACACUCUGACCAUUCUUGGGGCGAUCAGUGCCGCCAUGGCUCCGAUUCCAUACUUGCUUUACAUCUACGGACCUCGGAUUCGGAGGUUUAGUAAGCAUGCUGUCAAUGUGGGUUAA